ACGUAACGCACCGGUAAUCCUCUUAGUCCAUUCAUGUGUCAAUCUCAAGUUAUGGUCAGCUAGAAUUGGCUCAGUUAUCAGUGUAAGUCGAGCUCGAGACGCGUUCUGUUUGCGGCCAACUGCGCGCAUAUCGGGGACUCCAUAUAUAUAAAGAGAUCUUACGAAACCGUUAGCACAUUCGGACUAUAGCCUGUUCAGGAAGUCACCUGUAUCCUCUCUCACCGGACAACGCAAGAUGUUACUCUUACUGGUUAUCGGGAUGUCAGCUUUGGUAGAGAUAUUAGGUGCUAGUCCUGCUGUUGAUAGUCAACCUAGGCCUCAAGUCAUACGUUAUGACUUAGAUACAGAUAAUAUGCCGAAUUCUUAUAAAUAUCACUACGACGCAAGUGAUGGGUCGUCAAGAACGGAGCACGGCGCUAUGGUAGAUUCAGGCAAAGGGGAAAUGGCACUAGACGUCCUUGGCGCCGUCCGUUGGUACGACGAAAAGGGUCAUCUCUUCGAAAUGACGUACAAAGCGGGAAAAAGAGGCUAUAGGACAAUAAUAAAAAUGUUAUCUUAGAGAUCAUAUGAAACGAAAUUCAAACGAGACUGGAAGUGAUAAUGAUAAAAUAAUUUAUUUGA
This is a messenger RNA of Pararge aegeria (speckled wood butterfly), 621 nucleotides long. RefSeq names its product larval cuticle protein 65Ab1-like. NCBI's taxonomy places the organism in Eukaryota, Metazoa, Arthropoda, Insecta, Lepidoptera, Nymphalidae. The transcript has 3 exons. The record is from RefSeq and is a predicted model, not a curated record. Bases 236 to 559 code for a protein of 107 amino acids.